Molecule: messenger RNA, 1619 nt
Organism: Planococcus citri (citrus mealybug)
Lineage: Eukaryota; Metazoa; Arthropoda; Insecta; Hemiptera; Pseudococcidae
Product: nucleolar complex protein 4 homolog A
Exons: 10
Coding region: 120-1601 (493 amino acids)
Biological process (GO): ribosome biogenesis
Cellular component (GO): small-subunit processome; nucleolus; Noc4p-Nop14p complex
Source: RefSeq, a predicted model, not a curated record
GCACGUGUUUUGAUUGCUGAUAAGCUCAUCAUAAAAUUUUGUAAUUUUGUAAUUAUUAUAAAAAUUCAUUCAAUGAUUAUGUUCAAUUGAAUAUUUUGCCAUUCUAAAUACAUCUCACGAUGGAAGACAUCAAAAGUGCAAUCAUCGAAAAAGCGAAGGAGUUCUUGGAAACGCGAAAAAACUCGGAUUAUUUGACCGAAAUCCUUGACGAUCUUGACAAUUACCAAUCUACAUAUGAAGCAAUUUUAGCAUUGGAAAUGAUAUUCUCAGAAUCGUUGAAAAAUCGUUCCAUGUUAACGACCGGUGAUUCUACAAAUAAUGCUCCAUCUGAACACGUAUCGUGGCUUCGAGAUCAGUACGAAACUACGUGGAAUAAACUACUGAACUUGAUGUACGAUAAAACAAACGGAGAACAGGCUGCACUUACGUUGUUCAAAUUACUCGAACAUGAAGGGAAAUUCCCCCUGGUACCUCCUCAAAAAGGCGUUUAUUAUUUUCCAUUAGAUAAAUUAGAAAUUAUUUUGAAGCAGUAUUUCAACACGAAAAUUACUCAAGGAGCUUUAAAUCAGUUGGACGAGUUCACGAAUUAUAUCGACGUAGUUUAUUAUUUAUGGUUACUCGUUCCGAGUAUUUUGACGAAAAUUAAGAAACUAGACGAACCGUUGAAAGCUAAAAUAUUGGAUAUUUUGAAAGAAGUACCGAUACCUUCGGAAGAAGAGUUACAAGAUUAUGAUCCAGAAGUACUCUUAUGCGUUACUAAAAAUAAAACGAAAUUCAAACCGAAAUACGCAGCGAUACAAGAAUCGAUUCAUAAUUUAUGGAAUAUCAUUAUAAAAUGGAAUGCUACGUCGAAUACUCAUAAAAAAGUAUUGGUACUUUUAAUUGAAAAUCUAAUGGUACAUCUUAGCAAACCUAUUUUGACCAUGGAUUAUUUAAUGGAAUCUUUGAAUGCAGGUGGUGCUGUGUCCCUUCUAGCAUUACAAGGUGUAUUUACUCUCGUCAAAGAUCAUAACUUAGAAUAUCCAAAUAUUUAUGGAAAAUUGUACUCGUUCUUCCAUCCAAGUAUUUUUUACACGAAAUAUAAAAGCAGACUCUACGUUUUGACCAAUAUUUUCUUAAGCUCGACACAUUUACCAGAAGCUUUGGUCGCAUCGUAUAUGAAACGUUUCGCUCGCCUUUGCUUAUGUGCUCCACCUCAAGAUAUCAUUAUACUAUGUGCUUUCAUCGGUAAUCUUCUGAUAAGACAUUCCGGCCUGAGAAAAAUGAUCCAGCAUCCGGAAGGAGGAUCUGUGUCAUCUGAUCCUUAUCUCGAAGACGAACUCGAUCCGAUGAAAACUAAAGCAAUGGAAAGCAGUUUAUGGGAACUGAAAACUCUCGAACAACAUAUCCUACCUCAAGUCUCAAAUGCUGUGAAUUUCAUCAAUAAACCGUUACCUAGUGUCGAAUGGGAUUUGACUCCUUUAAUCGAGAAAACGUAUAAGGAUGUGUUCGAGAAAGAAUGUAAGAAAAAAAUCCAAAAAGUGAGCGUUACUUUCGAAAGACCAGAUUCGUUCGUCGUUCCUAAAACGGAUUAUUUUUCAAAUUUGUGGAAUUUUAAUUAAUAAAAUUAGGUAUGAUAA